AUACAAGGGUGUUCUGGGACGUAGAGGAUGUCUCAAUCCUUGAUCAUCUAAAUCCUGGUUUGGUUUAUAGUAAUAUCUACUCGGAUCUUGAGGAUAAGGGUUUUCAAUGUAAUGGCAUCUAUGCGUUCGUUGAUGGUAAUGUCUCGGAAACUUUGAGAAAUUCAUAUUAUAUUUCCCGAAUCUAUCUCAACAUUGGAGGAAGUAGAUAUCAGAGAGUUUACAACAUGUCAGUGCGGACUCUUCUCUGGGCAGUGAGAGAGAGAGAGCAUUUUAUGGAAUCAAAUUUGAUUAUAUUUUCAAAAAACAUUGACGAGCAGUUGACAAGUCUCGUUGAGAGUAUCAAAAAGAAAGCUGAUUUCGAUAUUGUCUUCCUAGAUCCUAGCAGCAUAUUAGAGAACAGUGCUGGAACCCCCCCUGUCUUCGUCGAGCAUAUCAAAGACGUUAGUUACCGUUGCGGCACUUGUAAUUCUUCUUCUAUAACCAACCCUAAUUUUACAAAGCCUAGUCUCUCAUCCAACCCCGUCGAUAAAUUACUCGAUAGCCCCAACGUCGAAACAUUUUUCAGCAAUUUAUCCCAGCCCAUCGGAAAAUUCGCUAACGCGUACACAGAAGUCUACUGGUUCGUCGAUGAUUCGUCAAUCAUUAACCAACUCGAUCCUGGUUUGGUUUAUCGGACUAUCACAUCCGGUCUUUCGAAAAAGGGCUAUAAGGGAAGCAAUAUGGGAAUGAUCCACGCGUUCAUUGAGGAUAAGAAUACACUCUCCAAAGAAGUGCUGGAUAUAUAUUUGGAAAACCUAAUCUUUACCUUUACCUUUUCCAAAGGAAAUAAAUAUGCAAUGUUACAUGAAAUUCUUCCUUGGGCACUGACAAAACGUGCUCUACCAACCAAUUUGGUUGUACUCUCAAGAAACAUCAAUGAAGAGGUCUCAAGGGUUCUUCAAAGUUUGAGAAAGGAUGGUAGGUUCAAUAUUGUCUUUCAUGAUCCUACUACCCUGUUACUUGCAUGUGUUGGAGAACCCAUCAAGAAGGACUCUAGUUACCGCUGCCCCUCUUGUAAUUCUAUUAUUGGCAGGGCAGGCCAAAGUAGCUCGCAAAACCAAUAAGAUCUCAAGAGGUGGAGAGAGUAUUCUCCUCUUUAGACUCGUUUGUAUUCAUCAAUGUUAUGAGCUGUGUUGGUCUAUGAAUAAAUUAUUACUAAGUUAAGUUUGUAUUCA
Molecule: messenger RNA, 1214 nt
Organism: Camelina sativa (false flax)
Lineage: Eukaryota; Viridiplantae; Streptophyta; Magnoliopsida; Brassicales; Brassicaceae
Source: RefSeq, a predicted model, not a curated record